AUGAGUAAUCCCGACGAGAGAAAACUGAAUUCUGAGGAAGAGAAACAUGAAAGUUCUGACGACAGUGGCUAUCAGUCUGUUCUGGCCGUGCCGGCAUUGAGUCUCGCUGAAAGUUUUAAUGUGGAUGAAACCAUCCGUAAAGAAGCCGCAGUUGCGGCAACACUUAUUGUUGAUGCUGCUAAAGAAGCCGCUGGGAAGAAGGAUCAACCUGUGAGUGGAAAAGGUGGCUUUGAUGGGGCUCCCAAAAAUAAUAUCAAAAUCGGACGACCACGUGUCUUAGUGGAAGCUCUUGCCGGAGCGUCUGGAUCUACAGUCGUCGCUUCCACCAUGGACAAAGAGCCAAUUAAAAUGGCUAGAAAGAAAGGGUCGACGCAAUUGACCAACCCUCCUCAAGGUCCUCCCACAUGUAACAUAUGUGGGAUAGGUUUUGGUUCUUGGAAAGCAGGCUUUGGACACUUAAGCCUGCACAAAGAUCGUGGUUAUCAAGGUUUCCUUCCUCCACCAACAUUUGAUGCGACUGAGGAAGGAUUUGGUGGCACGAUUGCUGCUUCUUCCGGUCGUGGAGGGUCUAGUUCAGGCACUAGAGGGUUGGAGAUUGAUCUGAAUGUUGAUCCAAUAGAGGAGGACGAAGGAGGGAGUGCAUCUGGUGUUACUCCAAAGUUUGAUCUCAACAGGUCACCACCAGAAGAAGACGGUUAA
This is a messenger RNA of Camelina sativa (false flax), 699 nucleotides long. RefSeq lists its product as uncharacterized. The record is from RefSeq and is a predicted model, not a curated record. Lineage: Eukaryota; Viridiplantae; Streptophyta; Magnoliopsida; Brassicales; Brassicaceae.